AUGACAUCUCUCCCCAGCCAUCCACCCACAGCCUGCGGCCACCACCAUGAGCAAGCGCCGCCAAAGGCGCCACAAAUUCAGCAACUGAGUUCUACCCACAAUCCAUUCCUCUCCACCACUGACCCAGCAAACCCGCGCGGCCGCAAAUGGCUUCUAGUGGCCCCCCGCAAUCAAAUGACUUGUUGUCCUGCUCUUCGACAAGUUGUCGGAGCCCAACUACAUCAUCGGCUGGCUCUAAAUCGAGGCGGAUCGAACCGAUUCGGGUCAAUUCAAAGGGUUAUGACAACGAACAAAUGGUUAAAGCUCGUGAUUCAUCAACAAUUCCCCGAAUCUCCGGCAGGCGGAUUCCGGCAAACAUAUGCAAAGCACCAUGGCCCCACCACCGGACUCACCCUCCCCGACACCUGGCAGAAAAAGGCACACUUGUGGAGUCGGGGUCAGGUCAAUGGGGCCCGCGUACAAAGGCUUCCCCCAACCAAAAUCGGCCAACUCGUAGAUCGAAAAACGGGUCCACUGGGUUACAGUCAACUUCCCGUCAAACUCCAACCUCUCGGGCCUGUGUCGGUAAGCUGGGCCCGUAAGAGGCCCGCUCGUGAGCCCGUCCACAGUGCUCACGGCACAAGCAACGCACAAUGCGUUCCCGUAGAACCCAUCUUUGAGAGGUGGGUUCAUGAGCUUCGCGCGGGCGUUGACCGAAAAGGUCAAACGGAGACGACAGUCGAGCGGUCUAACGUCGAGCGCCUUCACCCAUGA
This is a messenger RNA of Striga asiatica, 753 nucleotides long. NCBI's taxonomy places the organism in Eukaryota, Viridiplantae, Streptophyta, Magnoliopsida, Lamiales, Orobanchaceae. The record is from the annotation of a GenBank genome assembly.